Molecule: messenger RNA, 6907 nt
Organism: Bursaphelenchus xylophilus (pine wood nematode)
Lineage: Eukaryota; Metazoa; Nematoda; Chromadorea; Rhabditida; Aphelenchoididae
Source: the annotation of a GenBank genome assembly
AUGGCGAUCUCUUUCGAUCAGUUCGAGAUCGUCUCGAGCUCGGUUGAUGGAACGACCUGCGCUGCAAAUCUGGACAAUACGGAUCUCUUUGAGGUGACUACCGCGGCUACGAUUAGUACGUUUUUUACCAGCUAGUUGUUCAUUUUAAUGUUUAGAAACAGAAGAAGAACUUCCACGAGACUGCGAACCGCCAAAAGUUAUCUCCUUCCCAUUUGCCGGCCGCGUUUAUUUUGUUGUGGAUACCUAUUUAUAUGGGAUUCUGAUUGAAGAUACGGUUGUAAACGAAGUGCAGCAGGUUCUGCCAGGUAAUUUAAAGCGUUCUGGUGUUCACACAGUUCAGGUGCUGUAUGCGAUUAUAAUGUUCAACCGGAAUUUGCUCUUCUCGCCUUGGAUAAUGGGGUAAUUGUUGUGUUGGGGGAAGAUGGAGUUUCUCCGAAGACCUUCCAACUUUCCCACCGUGAAGGUACCUCCUACUCCAUCGGUAUUUGCGACGUAACUAUCGAUGACAGUUUCUUGGUUGUUCUGGUUGAAUAUCCUGAUACUGCCGAAUUGAUUAUAUAUUCGAUUGACAAAUUUGGAAAUAGGGACUUCAUUGAUGGGCUGGAAAGAAUCGCCAGCUUUCCCGGGCUUCCCUUGGGCUUUCUCGCUGUUACAACAUCUGGAAUUUCAAUUGUAAGUAUUCAAUUAUAAUUGCGUUUCACAUUGUUUCUUUUGCUUUAGAUUCCCAAGAAUUGUUUGAAAAGCAGACUGUACAUUGAUCCAUGCGAUUUGCUUUCCACCGUUCCACAACUUCAGCACUUGCUAAUGGAUGAUGCUGCUCAAGAUGUAGACGAGGUGCAUACUUUUGACGAGAUGAUGAUGAUACGACGAGAUGGCUUCAUGUCUGUCUAUUCUAAUCUUGGGAGCAUCCGUCCAUGCGGCGAACUUGAUUUCUACUCGUUGAGAUCUGAGAUUGUUCAAUUCCAAAUUCUAAACCAUGAAGGCAGCUUCGUCAAGUCGUCGGAUAAGGUGGUCUUGCAAUUGAGAGAUGGGGAUUCGUACAAAUUGCAUUGCACCACCAUGAGCAAGGACUUUAGUUAUUCGGUGGAAGUGCCCAAGACGGUGGGCAUAUGUUCCAAGAUGACCAUCGCUACCACUUAUGCUGAUAAUGUUGUCUAUGCGGAGGGGUUCGGUUUGAAAAGGUAGGCCAAUUUCCUAUGUUUCUUCGCUUUGGUGUAGUUGGAGUCAUUGUUUUAUUUCAGUCCUCAAGGGGUCAGAAUCCGUUUUAUAUACGAAAGUCGGCCAGACGCCCGUCUGAGCAACCUUCUGGACAAGCAAAGAUUCGACGCCGCUAUGAAAUGGGCUCUUGAAUACGGGCUGGACACUGGUGUAAGUUGUGUUUAAAUUUAUUUUUAAUGUGUUUAGAUCGUCAUUGCCCGUGAAGUGCAGUAUAUUGUUAGUAUGAUGAUUCGAUUUGGUACUGAAGAGCAAGACAUGGAUGAAUUUAUUUCUCUUCUGAGCCAGUUGCCGGACGAUCAGAGCUUCGACUACGCGUACGAGGUCAUGAUGUUGGCGAGGAACCGCGAAAGCAUUCAGAAGAUGCUCGAUUUUUGUCGUGGGCGACAGAUUAAAGGUCCGUUUUUCUUCUUUGAGAGGUAUCUUAGUUUCGAUUUUCCUUUAAGUUUUGUGUUGAUUUCAGACGAAAGCCUGAUAAGCAGCGUUCAAUGUUUUAAAUAUGCUGUAACGUCUUACUGUUUGGUCUAUGGGCCCGACGCCGACUUUUCGGACCCCAUUUGGGAGUUAUUUUGGAAUAAAGAAGGGCAUUGGGAUCUAUUCAAGCAACUGGUGGAGGAUGGAAAAAUCGAUCGAGCUCGAUGUCUGUGGCAAAGAUAUGUGGACAACAUGGAGACGAAUCUCCAAACCAAAUUGGAGGACUUCCCAGGAUUGCUGAAAUCUUUUGAUCGAGUCAUCCGAUCGGAUCUCGCUCUUGUGAAUGACGUCAUCCAGCUGUUAGAACAUGAAAUUUUACAUUCGUUUGUGUCCUUAGACAAUCUUCCCGCUCUCUCUCAAUACUCGGAAUGUUUAGUUGAAUUCUUGCAAACGGUCGUCUCCCUGUUGGAAAGAUCUUCCCAGGAAUAUCCAUUCAACGCCUAUUUUGUGGCGGAUACGGUGCGCCGAUUCCGAAACAAGAUCCUCAAGGAUGUUGAUGAUUUCGACCGGCAGGUAGGCAGCUAUUUUCGAGUGCUGAUUUCCUGUCGUUUUAGCAUCAAAAAAUACUCCAAUUAUCCCAAAUCUCUGCCGGACUUCAAACUCCCAAUUGUUUUACUGAUUUGGACAUCCUCCGCGGUCGCCUGAAGAUGAUAUGCCAUAUCAAAAAGACUUAUGAUGUUAAUUGUUCCAUGGCUGAUGUGACCGCGGAAUCAUUCGAAGCACUGGCGCUGAAGAUGUUGAUCAAUUUCACUUACCGUGUUGUUGACCACCUCCAAGUGUAUGCCCAAACAAAGGUCAUACCUUUCUGCAAGGAAUUCAAGUUGGAUAAAGAUGAAAUCUUUCUGAAAUUUGUGAAGUGCGGUCCCAGGAAUCUGCCAGUAUGUCUGGUGCUGGCUGACAUGAUGGACGACAGCGAUUUGUGUGCCCGAACAACAAUGGCCAUGAUGAAAAGUUGCCCGCUGACAAAGUCGGGAUGGCCUCCGGUACUUCAAGCGCAAAUCGUGAAGGUCCUGAGCAGGGAUAUUUCGUCCUCAAUGUGGGUUUAGAAUAGUAAAUAUUUAUACCUUUUAUGGCUUAUGAAAUAUGUUCGUUUUUCCAGCCGGAACCAAUUGAACAGUCUUCUUCUUCGUCGUGACAUCGCUAUGAUCCUCUUGUCUUACCCGAAGAUACUUCGUAAGAACUUGAUUACGGAUAUCCCCACAAACCAGGACCUUUCUUCCAUAUGUUUUGAGGUCAUCAAUGCCCCAGAUUCUACAAUGGUCAACAAGUUUGAUGAUGUCCAAAAAUUGCACAGCAUGUGUAUGUCUGAUCGUGCACUUUGUUUUGAUUUUGAAUUGUUCUGCCAGCAAGUGCUGGGAGAUUUGACUGACGUCGCUGCGGACUGCGGCUUUCUGGAUGACUUUAUCAGAUGUUUGAGUGAUUACGAAAUGAAAAAGAGGGUCCUGAUGCCUUCGAUUGUGGUUUCUCUCGAGUUGAUGGGACAGUUGCCAACAGAAUGCAUGCCGAAGUAUGUGAAGCGAGUGUCCGCUUUCCUCGGCUAUCUUAAUUCCGAUGAUCCGGAGAGACUGAACGCGGAGGAACAGAUGCUUGUCAUCUACUCGACCUUUACUUCAUUCAGCCUGCAAAUCACACCCAAUGAGAUUGGAAACUUUGAAAAGGCAGAGGGACGCUUGAUCGAUGCCUUGUUGAAUACGGACAACGAUUUGACUUUUAGUGGAUACCAACAUUUUGGCGAGAUGUUAUUAUUGGAUAUGGAUAAGGUCGUGGGCCUUUUAUAUAAACCAGAAGUGGUUCAGAAAAUGCUGGUGUCAGAGGAACUCAAGCUCAGAUUACAAUCCAUGCUCUCGUAAAUCUUGCAGAUGUUUUUAUGUUAUUUAAUGAUUUAGUGCUCUGUUCAACGGCAAGCUGGAGGUUACUUACGAACACCAGUCACUUAUUGACGCCAUUUAUCUGCAUCUCUCACUGUUUGGCCAAUAUCCGAUUAGCAUGUCGGACGUCGCCUAUCUUGCCGAGAGAAUUGCAAGUGUUGUGGAGUUCAUUGAAUUGAAUCAGGUCAAGCCAGGUACUCCCGAAAUAGACAGUUCAUGGUCUACGGUAAUGUUAAUGUAUGGGAUUUAUAGCUUUAUUUCAGCUGCUGAUGUAUGCCCACUUUGUUCAAGAGAUUAUCAGAGCUCUGACCCCGCGAGAGCCGUUGGAUGAUAUCGACGAUCAAUGGAAGAAUGCAGAGAAUAUGUGAGUUUUCUUGGGAGAAUACUGUAUUUCUAAUAUAGGGAACGCGAAAAGAUUUGUAAUCGAGCCUACGAGGGAGAAUCCUUGUGCGAAAUCAAAGUUCUUCACACCGCCUUUAAUCUGGCAAUGUCGGCAAACAAGUAAGUGAUGAAAGAAUUACGUCAUAUUGUAGUUUUAGUGAGUCUUCCGAGAAGAAUCGGCAGGAAUUGUGGAACGAUCUCCUUAUGCAUUUAAUCUCCACUUACAAUUUCGAACUUUGUUUGAAGGCCUUCCAAUUGAUCAACAAUCCAGGUAAUAUUAUCAUCAUUUGAUAUUACGCGUGCCCCUUUCUUACAGCCUUUAUUUCUGAUCCAACCCCACUCUACUCACUCUAUCAGAACUUCCUCGGGUUGUAUCUGGAGAAGUUAAUCGCCCAUUAUGGCAAAGAGUUCUAUGGUCUGGACGCAGCUGUGGCCGCUUGCAGAAGCGCCCCGGAUGAGAAACAAGUGGAGGCAGUUGUGGAUCAGCUAUUCAAGUCGUUUUACCAGAAACAAGAUAGAAUCCCCGCCUACAGAUGUGUGGAACUCCAGAUGAAACUCGGGUUCCUGAGUCCCAUCGAGGCCGUAAAGCGCAUGAAUGCCAUCCUCUGCAUCAACGAAUUGGUCGCGGUUGGAGUGAAUCUUUCUUCUCGCUUCAUGGUCGGCGGUCCGCUUUGCGCAAUGGAAACGUUGGUUAUUUCCUUGGUACCCCCGGGCAUCCUCAUCAAUUGGUGUCAGCGAUUUGGACAUGACGUGGAACAAACAUUGCGGACCUAUGUUUUGAAGUUGGUUGAGGUACAAAUUGGAGAGGGCAAGAAGGCGUUGAGAACCAAAACGGUGGCAGAUACUCUCGAAUCUUUGGCCCCCCUCGGAGAUCAGACCAAACUCCUCUCUGAACUUUUGCAAUGUAUGCUGGCUCAUGUUAAUCCUUACGAUUAUGACCUGAUCCACACGGUCCUUACUAAAUGCGUCGAGAUGUGCCAAGAUCAAUGUACAAAGAACAUGUUCAAGAAGUAUUUGCAUCUCAUCAAGUUUUUGAAGUAGGUGGAGACACUUGCUUGGAAGUAUGAAAAUUGUUUAGGUCGAACCGUCGAGUCCAAUUGAUCGGCUCUGCUGAGGUGAAAUGGCUCAAAGCGAAAGGACUAGACCAACUCCAGGACUCGGUUUGGGCCAAGGCUCGCCUACCAUUCCACAUCUUCUUCGAUGAGACGGUGACAUCGACUUUAAAAGAAUUCCUUUUGUAUGAAUUGGGAACCGAGCAGCUUCCUGUAGGUCUCAUUUCCAAUGGUCGAAAUAAGUGUUGUAAUUGUAGAGAUGGAAGGAUAUGGUCUACAAAUGCAAAGGGUUAGUUCCCUUGACCACUGUCACCCUUGAGACCUCUGCCAUCCUCAGCGACCUGGAAAGAUGCUGUCAAUUGGACGAGAUGAAUUUGGCUGUGCUAGGGUCUAUUAAGCAAUUACUGGCCAUAACUCUUAGUCCGACAAUCUACUUGAAGAAGAUUGCGUGUAAAAUGAAUGAAUUGCCCAACUGUAAGAUAUGAUAGGGGUAGAACGGUAACAAUUUUUGUUUUAGCCAUUGUUCGAACAGAAUUUCUUCGAUUAAUUUACACCGCAAGUUGUGAGCUCUUUUCCAAUAUGAAAGCCGGGCAUGGUGCUGGAAUCCAGAAGGAUGAGAAAUUUAAAGAAUACGAAGAAGCCCUGCUGUGGAUGAAGGGCAUCAGAUUAUCGGGAGAGAUGCACACUUUCCUCAAGAACUUCGACUUCAUCUCCCCGCAGACCUCGGCUCUAAUUGGGGAUGCAAAGGCCACCUGCACUGUGAUUAUUGAUGAAUUCACGGAUUGGGAUAACUGGGAUCAGAUUGGUAGGUGUGGAAAUGACUAUUAGAACAUAAGAUGUUGUGUUGUUACAUACGUCUGUUUUCAGCCAAGGCGUUGGCCUUCUUGGGGAAAGUCAGCUCCCAAAACCUUAUCAAUCUCCGCUCCUUCCUACGAAAUUAUUUGGCCGACCGACUCUCGGGCCACGCGGAAAUGGUCUCUGUUGAAGAGGACGAAGUCACGAACGGCGACCUUAACUUGAGUAUGGUACCCAUGGAGGCGUCGGCCGAGGUAUCAGAACAGUAUGGAGUUCCGUACAUGGAUAAAGAUGUGACGAAACUGGCCAUGAUCGUGAGUAUGGCUUACGAUGACGAGGAAGUGGUUCAAUUUUUGGAUAAGGUAAGCAUGACAACUGGAAACGAACAAAGUAUUAUUUUAUAGAUAAUCCGCCGGCCAAACGAAGAAGUGAAAUGGUUAUGCGUGGUACUCAGAGCUUCUAUUAUUUUGGGAAUCGAUAUCCAGGAUAAGAUUAGGUGAGUUUAAAUCAAAAGGGACGCAAUAUGUUCUCUUUAGCCCGCGUUUGGAAACAGCCUUGAAGGAAGAGCUUUUGAAGAACAGUCGGGAAAGAACGAACCUAAAACUAUUCGAGGAAAAUGGAAAGGAACUCCUGAUACGAAGCCAGAUCUGCACCACCAAUGUCCAUACCACCUUCAAAAAUAUGGAUACCCAGGGGCAACUUCGUCUUUGUUCGUCCAUCGCUUUGUCCCUGAUCAAACAAGACAAGAUUGAGUUCAUUCAUGUGUCCCAACUCAUCGAUCGUCUACUGGCUCAGAAGAUGAGUGACGUCGCGUUUACCCUUCUGAAGUCCUACAACACGAUUCAUGAACCGAUCAGAAAUCAGGAAGUUGCCACCUUAUAUGCAGCAAUCUUCUCCGGCACCCUUGAGAAGAUCCGCCUCAACACCCCAACCGGUCAUAUCAUUGAACCAAGAACAAUGCCGUGGGUGGAUAUCAAAGAGAAGGUUGGAGCUAUGAUAAGAUGUCCAGAAGAUUGCCACCAUCUUUAUCAGAACACGAUUGCCGUACUUCGGAAGAUGGGUAUGGAGAAGGAGGCUAGACAACUCGAAAUUGCAUCUGAUCAGUUGAGUUCAAAUGCUUAA